ACUCUAUUGGUCAGAACACUUAUUUUCAGCAUCAACAUGGCUGUAUGCAGAAUGGUGUGCUUUCUUUAUGGAAUCAUUUUAAUUAUUCACCUAUACUAUCCAUUAUACAUCACAAAAGCCCAAGGGUCAUCCCCUACUUUGACAGCGUCCUCAUCCAUUCUAAGUGUGACAGACUCAGUUGAUCUGAGCUGUGCGGUCUCUGGGUCUCUUCCUUUGUCACACUGUAUCUUCUCCUUAGCGGAUAAAGAGGCAAAUAAGUACAAAGUCCCAACAUGCCAGCUGUCCUUCACAGGGGAGGAACUGUUGACAUGGUCAGACUUGGUCAGAUUACCUGCUACAGUCAGAGUGAAGUGUUACACUGCUGAUGAACCAUCACAGCAUUCACGAUCUGUUUCAGUUUCUGUUACAGCAUCAACUACUGUUGCUCCUCCUCUGAAGCCCAACCUGAAGAUCUCCCCUGCAGUCCUCAGAGAGAGCAGCACAGUUCAGAUGACCUGUGAAGUACCUCAGUCUCAGUCUGCGUCUCUGUGUGUCUUCUCCCUGGAUGGGAUAGCAGCUGCUCCAUACAGUUAUAAAUCAUGUCACAUCUCCCUCAGUGGUGUUCAGAUCCAGAAGUGGACACAUCAGAGUUCCCCUCUAGAGGCUAAAGUGGGGUGCUAUUACCUCACAGCAGAAUCUGCAGAGAACAUUAAAUCAAGUCUCUCUGUACUUGUUUCAUUGACUGUUCUGGACAGACUGCAGAAGCCUAACAUAACGGUCAGGCAUGAUGGCUCCAUCGCCAUUGGCUGUGACAUACCAAAGCAUUUUGGGGAGGCCACCAGAUGCCAACUUUACACUGGAGAUGAAAGCAAGCCUUACAUAAGAAUAAAGACAUCAAAGAGUGCGUCUGGAGAUGUGUCCUGCCAGUUUACUGUGAAUGAAGAUGAUUUAUUCAGACGUCUGCCGUCAGUGGGAAGCAGAGGGGUGAGCUGUGAUUAUACAGUGAACACAGAACCUCCAUCACUCUCUCCACGCAGUGACCCUUACAACUUUAAAGUAGCCACAGCAACAGAGACACCAACAGCAACUUCAACAUUAACAUCAACAACAAAAAUACCAGCAACAGCAACAUUUCCAUCAUCCUCAGGGCCAGCAGCUGUAACCUCGACUAGUCUACGUGACUACUCAACUCGCCUGCACUCCACUCAACAUGCAAAGGGUUCCUUCGCAUUUGGUCCAUGGAUAUCUGUGCCAGUAGUGGCACUUGCAGUGGGCCUGUUCCUGGUGGUCCUCACAACUGCUUGCCUCUGCUCCAAGAGACAUAAACACACAAGAUCAUUGAAUACCACCUAUUGGAGAAGUGAUUCUGUCAGAUUUGGUCCAAAUAAUAUCAAGCAGCUGGAUAAAGAGGGUGAUAGCUCUCUCCUCGCCGUCUCAGAAACCUCAGGCGCUGAUCUGAAAAUACACGCAGGGGAGGAUGUGUCCAAAGCAUGUCAUGUGUACAGCACCAUUCCUGACACACUGGAAGUUCCCAGCCGUCAGGACACCACCUACAGCUUAGCUCAAGCACAGAAGGAUCCAGACACCACCCAGCAGAGCAUGGCUUACAGCUUUGUGCAGAAUGUCUAAUUUCACUGCUCUUGCAGUCCUUAAACUGCAGCUUCAGUAUAAUAAUAAGUUGUUCAAAAAGGAUAGAAAAGCUUCAACCAUUGUGUCAGUAGUAUACAGAUAACUGUGCCAUCAGUGAAGUAAAUAGGCACUGCACUACAGCAUAUAAACUGUAGCCAAAAUGCUAAUACAGUAUGCGCUAUUCUUCUGACACUUUGUAAAUGGCACCUGUAUGCUAACUUAUCUGAAAAAGAAUCACAUGGAAACCUUA
Sardina pilchardus (European sardine) is the source of this 1858-nucleotide messenger RNA. RefSeq lists its product as uncharacterized. The transcript is spliced from 14 exons. The record is from RefSeq and is a predicted model, not a curated record. NCBI's taxonomy places the organism in Eukaryota, Metazoa, Chordata, Actinopteri, Clupeiformes, Clupeidae. The coding region runs from base 37 to 1608 and encodes 523 amino acids.